Messenger RNA from Fusarium mangiferae, 627 nucleotides. RefSeq lists its product as uncharacterized. The coding region runs from base 1 to 627 and encodes 208 amino acids. Lineage: Eukaryota; Fungi; Ascomycota; Sordariomycetes; Hypocreales; Nectriaceae. The transcript has 2 exons. The record is from RefSeq and is a predicted model, not a curated record.
AUGACCGACCAUCUCCCUCCCCUCCCCGCCGAGUACGCCCGAGGUCUCGAGCUCAUCGACGCUGCUCAUGCCCAAGACUCAAGGACAGUCGAAGCCCCCGACGGCACCACGAUCCCAUUCGAGCUCAACUACGCUCAAAAGAUGACCAAGUGGCUCGCCAGCCGAUGCCCUGACGCCAGUCCUGUUCUCCAGCUCGCCUGUCGAGCACAGCACUUCCGAAGAUGGGAGAUCCCUCGAAGCAGUUACCCAAUGACUCGUCCCGGCUACUUGACUUGGAGAGCAAAGCUCAAGGCUCAGGCCGCCGAUCAAGUUGCCGAGCUCCUUGCUUCUCCAGAGAUUCAACCCCCCAUUCCCGAGGAGGACCGCGCUCGAGUGGCUGCCCUGAUCCGCAAGGAGAACCUCAAGGCGGAUGAAGAGACACAGGUUCUUGAGGACACAGCAUGCCUGGUCUUUCUUGACGAUCAGUUUGACGACUUUGAGAAGAAGUCGGAUCUGGACGAGGCAAAGAUGAUAGGCAUCCUCCAGAAGACAUGGGGCAAGAUGGGAGAAAGGGGCCGGGAGCUGGCCCUCGAGAUGAACCACAGCGACAGGGCCAAGGAGCUGAUAGGAAAGGCACUCGCUGGCUGA